AUGGAAGAGGAACUCUCCAAUGAGGUGCACAAUCACUACACGGCAGCCAAGGCUCGGGAGGAGAAGAAGGUGCUACAGCGAGAGCUUCAAGCCCGUGAGCAUCUCUUAUCGGCCUUCGGAAGUACUUCACACCGGCUGAUGACUGCCAAGCAGCUGGUAAGUGGUGCUGCCGACAAACAGCGGUUCCAGCAGCUCAAGCAAGAAGUGGAGAAGCUUGGGCAGAGCCCGUCGCAUACCGAGCUGCAGAUCCUCAUGAGCAGCUUUGACAACCUGGUCCAGCAGGAGGAGCAGGAACUGACCGAUGCCGUGGUCACGGCGGUCUCGCGCCAAGAGCAAGCCGAGUCUCGCGACCAGCACGAGCUGGAAGAUCUUAAAGCCAAAAUGCUGAAGCUGGACUCCUCUGCGCAAACGCCAGCCAUUGCCACAAAGACUGAGCGCAACAAGCUCGAACGCAUCUGUGCUGUGACAAUGAGUGGUGUCAAAGCUCGACACUUACAGCGUGAGGUUCAGUGUGUAGCAAUUCGAUUUGCGAUAGCAUUAGUGAGUGAACUGACCCUGCCGUAG
Symbiodinium necroappetens is the source of this 564-nucleotide messenger RNA. The record is from the annotation of a GenBank genome assembly. NCBI's taxonomy places the organism in Eukaryota, Dinophyceae, Suessiales, Symbiodiniaceae.